Messenger RNA from Dermacentor albipictus, 2201 nucleotides. The record is from RefSeq and is a predicted model, not a curated record. NCBI's taxonomy places the organism in Eukaryota, Metazoa, Arthropoda, Arachnida, Ixodida, Ixodidae.
AAAAUUUGCAAGGAACGUUAUUGAAGUGCGCGGACGGGCGUAGGGAACUGGCGAAGCUUUCCUCUAUUUUGUGGAAUCGAGGUCGGGUGCAGAGCGAAAGAACUUUAGGAAUAUGGGGGUAAAUGUCCGGGACAGCUCCUCAAGCGUAGGUCCACCGCAAUCUCGCGUGCCCGUUGUGAAGCGUAGGUCACGUGGCCGCUCUUCUUCCGAGCGUCUUUAGCUGGACGUUUUUCAGCUUUAACGAGAAAUAACGUUACAGCAUACAUCCAAUUCGUUUGCUUUGAAUUUGAAUGAGGCCUUUUUUUGUUGGCCGCUCUCGUGCUACCAUAUCACCACAAAAAAUUGGCUCAUCUGAAGCAGGCUAUCAGCUAAUGCAGACAAGCUUGAAAUAAUUAUUGAUCAGAACGUUGACCCAGUUUUGCUUCCUUCCUGUCGCACUACUCCGUGUGCUUCUGUAUCUACUAGCGGAAUCUACCAGCUGAGGGCAGGCGUGACAUAGCGUUUCUUUAUCCUUCUUCGCUCACGCGAAUCGUCACGGCAGCAAGAAGCCCCACGAACAUAUUACUUUACUGCACAUACUGCACACCUUUAUUUGCCAAUGUUGCUGUGUGUCGAGUAAUUUGAGUUGAGAUAAAGAAAGAUAUUGAGUGGCUAGGAUUAGCUGAAAAGAAUAGCUGGUUGCCUACGGAACUUGUCUUAGGAAGCUAACUUCGAAUCGAAUCCUUUUUGCGCCAUAGUAAACUUCAGAUAAUUAGCAUCAGGAAGUAACGACCGAGAAAACGGAGUUGGAAGGCUCUUGUACGUGUGGUUGCUAGCAUCAGGGUGCUAUGACGCUAUAUAGUUCGUUCGACCAGCGUUAACUUAAAUGAGACGGAUCCUCAAUGCAAGACGAAUACUUCAAAUGAUUGGCACUGGUUAAACAGAUGUCACUUGCGCCAGAGAUAUCCAUUGUUGCAGAGACAUCCUUUGUUCAAGCACUGUUAAGCGUUAACGCAGCAACUUCAAAGCGUACGUUGUAAUUUUUUUUCGUGUCCUCCUCAGACACACGCGCAACAGUUGUGUUUAUACUACUACUUCCAGUACUACGUUCAUACUACUUUCCAGUAGUAUGAACAUGAUAGAGCCACUGACGUUCUCAACAAUAAUAAGCAAAAAAAGAUAAUAUAAGUUACCAUUACGUGAGAUGCGGUAGACCUAAAGCUGUCCCGGCUGUCAUUCUGUACGCUCUCAAACUCCGUCAUAUUGCCGAAUUUGCCAUCUUGUCAGCUCUGACUGGUUCACAAGACGGCUACGCCGUCUCUGAUUGGCUCAAAAUUUCAAGGUGGCGGAAUGCUGUCCAGCAUAGCACACCAGGCCCGACCUCCCCUAAGCCCUCAAGCGUCCCUCCUCCUCGCCCACUGCACAGAUUACGCGGUCGUGACGUGUGACGUCGCAGCGGAUGACGCCUGUACAGCGGAACGACUCGUGGCGCCUGCUGAAAGGCCAUGGAAGAAAGAUCACGUGACCAAAGCCUGCCCCGCCGUGACUGGGGCCCGCAGGGUUUCAUACAAGCACUUUUCUGAGGCGAACAUCACUUAUAGAAACUGCCGCCAGAAAAACUGCUCCUCCUCCUCCCCAUGUUCUACAGGCAACUUCGUAUCGUCGGUGAAGUCUUCAGGUGACCGAACCAGGCAGGAGCACGUACACGUCAAGCGUUCCGCCUGGGCCCUCCGAGCGACGUACCGAAACCAGCCCCUGUGAAGGAUAGCCAACCGGAGAAUUGCAUUUGCUUAACCUGUCAGCCUUUCUUCGCUGCCUGGAUAGAGCUUCGUGUUGCUUCAGCAGGACUGUGGAUUCAGGUGCCGUCCAGUACAUGGCAACCAUGACGUGUUUCCUGCUCCGCGCUUGUUCCCGCUGCAAGCAGCCCUCGAAAACGUGGCCUUCGAGACCUGUAACUCGAAGGCAACCGUCACUGAGGCUUGGAAUUGGACUGCACCUAUUGCGUCACUUCCGGCUUGCCAAGCCUCCUCUCAAGUUAUCCUCACUCUAAAAUCUCUUCGACCGACAAUCCUCAGCAGUCUCUGAAGUCACCGCCGCCCGAGAUUGAUUUCUCUGUAGCCCCGUCGGCUUUCGAAAGUGGGCCGCCGACUGCUGUCGAUACAACGUUGUGCCAACGGAAAUCGAUUCUACCUUAAAGCUCUAUGAACUGAUUGCUUGCACAG